GCGAAUUGUCUGUGAGUGUUAACUACUACUGCGAGAAGCCGGCAACUAUUGGCCAAUCCUCCAUCAGGGGGCGGGGUUUCAUGGGGGAUACAGGUAGUAGAGCACUUUGACUUCCUCUUUCUCUCUCUAUGUUUACUGUAUCCGAGGGGAAACAUACACACAGUGUGAAUUCAAAGGGAUGAGAUAGGGUGAUGCGGUGUGAUCUGAUCACAUCACUGUAUACUGUACUUCAUUGUUAUAGUUAUUAAUAUAGCUAUAUAAAGUAUGUCUCGAGUGCUGAUAGUCGGAGCUGGACUGACAGGCAGUGUGUGUGCGUGUCUGCUGCACCGGGGACUGGCAAACCGAGCUCAAAUAACGGUGUGGGACAAGGCGAGGGGAGCAGGGGGGAGAAUGUGUACAAGCAGAAGUCCACACAAUUUGUUUUGCACAGUGGAUCUCGGUGCUCAGUACAUCACUGCCACACCAUAUUAUUCCAAAAUUCACAAAAGUUUUUAUCAAGAACUCCUAAAUCAUGGAAUUUUCAAACCACUUGAGGCCAGAGUGGAGGGCAUGAUGGCAAUUGAGGAAGGCACUGUAAACUAUAUAACGCCAUCUGGGAUGUCAUCCGUUGUUAAGCACUAUCUCAAAGAGUCAGCAGGAGCAGAGGUGCUCUUCGGUCAUCAAAUCACCCACAUUUACAACAGAGGGCCAUGCUGGGAGGUGCACCAGAAAGAGGGCUCACCAGAGCAGUUUGAUGUGGUGGUUUUAACUAUGCCCAUCCCACAGAUACUACAAUUACAAGGAGACAUUGGCUCCUUGCUGAGUGAGAGCGAGAGGCAGAAACUAGAGGAUGUCAGCUAUUCCUCUCGCUACGCCUUGGGGCUUUUCUACAAAGCCGGCGUGCAGAUCAACGUCCCCUGGGUGGCCAAGUAUGUCUCCAAUAAUCCCUGCAUUCGCUACAUCGCUACAGAUGAUAAAAAGCGCAAUUUAGUUUCAGAAAAGUUUGGCCCCUCUGUAGUGGUGCACACCAGCGUACCCUUUGGCAUGGAGCACUUGGAGGACGCAACAGAGGAGGUUCAGGCCAUAAUUCUGGAAGAGCUGCAGAAGGUGAUGCCAGGCCUCCCCGAACCCGAGUCCAUCAAGUGCCAGAAAUGGAGAUACUCUCAGAAAUCCUCUAGGAGCUUUGUGGUCACGUUCAACAAGAAGGAAGAAAGACAGAGGCCAUAGCUCGUAGUUCCCUCUGCAAACGUGCUUAAGUGCUGCUAAUGAAAUGCUGCUCUACUAUACAGCAAAUGGCAUUCAUAUUUUAUAGAGUGAAGCAUAAUGGAGGGCUAUAGGGCUUGAGUGGUGAAGAGCUGGUAGAAGGAAAAGCUCAAACAUAAUCUUUUAUCUGAGGGCUGGAGUAAAAAAUGCAUUGAAUUAUACUUUAAUGAUGCACAGAGAUGUUUUCUCGGAGACAUACAGCAAACUUGUGUUCUUACUCACACACACACAUACACAAAUACAUGCUCACCCCCACACAGUUGGCUCACACGCACAUACACUUACAGUAGUUCACUGUGCGCCCUUUCUCACACACUUCUGCAUGCUCUCUCUGUUUCUCUCUCUCUCUCUCUUUCUCUCUCUCUCUCUCUCCCUCUCCCUCUCUCUCUCUUUUGCGUUCUCUCUCUCUCCACCCCCAUGCCGGGCUCCUCUGCGACACACAUAGCACUGGGCCUCUGCUUAAGGUCAGAGGACAUGGAACAUCUGUGUGGGAGCCCACAUCUCACUGCGGGCCAGAGAAUGGGCCAAGGUCUGUCUGGACUGCACACACUCUCUUGGACACAUACACACGCACGCACACACACACUCCGUAUGAAUGUGUCAGAGGGGUUGUCUACUGCCUAGAGGUUUUAAUGGCUAGAAAAAAAAUCUCUUAAUUGCUUUUCAGAAAAUGGUAAUUCAGUCCCUUCUGCAGUCCUUCCUGCAGGGAACAGAAUGUCAGAAUUUCUUUCAGCUGUUGCCUGCUGUCAGAGAGACGUGUAGAGAGACGUGAAUGGAGAAAAAUUACAUAACCGCGAUUCAAAAGUGUGACUUGUUUAGGAAAUGUCACAUGCAACAGUGACUUGCUCCAAGCUGUCAAAUGUAUACACGGUCUCUCUGAUUCAUGUGUGCACACUACACUUCUUGUUCAGAAGAAUCCUCAUCUUUAGAGGAUUAUGAAAGCUUGCAUGUUUCAUGUUUAAUACAUUAUAGGAUUUUUUUUUUGUCAUCAGCAUUUCAGAUAAAGUUCGAGCGUGUCUGAAGUGUUUAGUUUAUAUUUACAUAUACUGCGUUCGUGAUUGAUUUUCUUUUUCUCUGAAUAGUUUGUACUAUGAAAUCUAUCUUUUUUAGUUGUAAAGUCGUCCUAGAGUCAGCUAUUUCUGAAUGUCUGUCUCUCUUGUGCUGAGUUCUGGCGACGAGUGUAGCGAAAUACAUUUGAGGAGGUGGAGGAGGUCAGCCCUGCUAAUAUCAACUUACUCCUUGAGUAAACCAAACAAUUUGUUCUUGGCCAAGUUUCAGCCGGAACAUUCAUCAUUUGAUUUACAUACAGAUUACCGUUUAAAGCUACAAGAGGGAGGGGGAUGAAGAAAAAAAAACCCUCUUUUUUGGAGGCAGUGAUAAUAGCAUGUCGUCUGUAGAUGCCUAUUAAAAGCCCCAGGAAAUGGAUACUAUUUCCUUGGCUUUAGUGCACUGCACUUCGAUGUUUAUCAGGAGUUCUGGGGCCAACAGAAGCCUCAACUAUGGGCCAUACACUCAGGAGGAAUGUGCUUACUCUCAGCUCUCGUUAACAAACUGUAUUUUUAUUAUUUUUUUAUUUUCCCAUAGUAAAGUAGUUGUAGUCAAGCACUUUUCAUUCUAGCCAGUAUUGAUUGAAGCAAUAUAUGCGUUGAUGUUUUCUUAAAUUAGGAUUUAGGAUAUGUUUUUGAACAACUGCUUUUUCCCCCCCAAAGCACCCAUAACGUAACAGCAACUACUGAAGUGCAUGCUUCAGAUAUACAACAGAGAGGGAGGCAGGUCAUUCACUGUAAAGAGUCAUCCGCGAGUGGGUGUAUUGUGUUUUAUAGGGAGAAAUUGGGAGCAUUUCCUAGCUUUCUAUGGGAGUUUCUGCAAUGUUAUAUCACAUCUGGCACAAAACCCUGUGCCCACAGGAAAGCUUAGCCUUCCCUAUAGAACAUGCAUAGCCGUUGCUCUGACAGAUUUCACUCGGGACGUAUCAAGAUUUCAGAAUUUUGUUCUGACACUUAAUUGAACACACCUUCAAAGAUAGUCUGCAUGUUUUAGUUAGUCUAAAUAAUAGAUUGGCAUGAUAGUACAGUGGGUAGCGUUACCGCCUCACAGCUCCAAGUUCCCUGGCUCAGUCUGUGUGAAGUUUCUGUGCAUGGUCUCCUCGAGUUCAUAUGGGUUUCUUCCAUGUUUUCUUGUUUCCUCCGACUCCCUAGAAAUAUGCCAGUAGGUGGAUUGGUUACGAUAAAUUAACCCUGACUGUGAAUGCAUGUAUGACUCUGUGUGUGUGGUGCACUGUGAUGGAGUAGCAUCACAUUGACGGUACAUUCCCAGUGUUCCUGGGAUAGACUCGAAAUCAACUUCGACUCUGACAAGGAUGAACUGGUUGCUGAAUUUGAAUGUAUAAUAGAUUCAGGUACCUUAGGUUGCAUUAAAGACUUCAAGAGGAUUGUUUUUUAAGGUCUUGACCAGGGAGGUCAGAGAUUUUUCCUUUUCCAUCCUGGAUUUCUAAUCUACCCUGCUCACUUAUUAACACUUUCACGUGUAGGUUAGAAAACAACUAGACAAGCCCCUGUGAUAUUAAAGCUUUGGAUUUGAUGACAUUUCCAUCAUACGAGUGUAUGUGACUCUGUGUUGAAUAAACGUACACGUCAGCACUGAAUUAAAACGUCUCCUCAGCGUAGGCAUGAGUCAAACCCAUCGGCCAGGUGUUGGCAAAGCUACGUGCCGUCUGCUUCAGUCUGCCGGGCCAGGUUUGUAAUCAGGCUGUUAAUAUGUGUGCUCUCCUAAGCCAAUGUAAGACAUAGUGAGCAGCCCCUGCCAUGCUGAGCCAGACCCCACCCUACACCCAGACAUACUGAAACUAUGAUUAAAUAAACAGUCUCACUUCUAUGGUGUAAUCAUAUGGGUAGGCUUAUACAAGUAAUUGAGCAUCUAUAUCUUGUUCUUGUUCAUUGAUUGUGCUCUGUGCUUUACUAAUUAACUGUUCUAUCACAGGUCUGGAAUAUGCUUUCCUUACUUUUACAGUUUCUUUCUUCAUUUAUGUCCCUAUUGUCAUAUGUGAAUGUACACCCUGAAUGUAUCUACUGUAUCAUGGUAAAAAGCAUACAAGCACACUGUCAAAUAUGAGUCAGCUCUAUAAAACUGGCUUUCAAGGCUGUAUGUAGGCACAGUGUAUCUGGGACAAUAGUGUACAAUCCCACUCAAUAGCAGCACAACAUGGCGGUUGCAUCAGCUAUUAGAUGCCGCAUCGUUAGUGCAGCACUAAUGCAGCGUACGCUCAAUUGUGUCGUUAGGUGACAAGUUCAGUGGCUGACUGCCCAGGGCAGAUGACACUGCUCGCCAAGCCUCUGCUGGUGUGCGGGGGCGACGGCUUCACGCACUCCAAUUUCGACGGCUGCAUCGAGUCAGCCCUGAAGCUCUUCGAGGUUCUGAAGUCCUCUCUCUAAAGCGUUGGGCGUUGGGAGGGAACUCUGUAUUUUUGGGGGCCGAGGAACUGGAACGGGUUUACCAGUGAUGAUUCAGACACAGCACCUCCUACGCAUGUACUGUAUGAAGAACAGUGAUACUGUUGAGCAGAAAAACCAAUUACGUUGCAGCUCGAGAUUCAGAGAAUUAGAUGAAGGCUGAAUAAACUGUGCAAAGCUACUCCUUAUAUUGAUUUUAUAUAAUGGUAAUGUUGAGCACAAACAGGCCUUCACACAUUAUCUAACAUGUAAACUGUAAAUGUUGAAUGAUCUUGUCUUCCUGUUGCCGUUUGUGGGUUUGAGAUGUAAGAAAACAAUAAUAAAAAAUUUAAAAAAACCUUAACACCUGA
Messenger RNA from Ictalurus furcatus (blue catfish), 5041 nucleotides. It is a transcript of the gene rnls, whose product is annotated as renalase, FAD-dependent amine oxidase. The transcript has 8 exons. The record is from RefSeq and is a predicted model, not a curated record. Gene Ontology annotation, cellular component: extracellular region. Bases 265 to 1206 code for a protein of 313 amino acids. Lineage: Eukaryota; Metazoa; Chordata; Actinopteri; Siluriformes; Ictaluridae. Gene Ontology annotation, molecular function: oxidoreductase activity, acting on NAD(P)H.